GUAGCAAAGGCCAUGACAAUAGGGACGGUUCUCGUCUCGUCCCUCUUCCUCAGCAUCAAUCUUUUCCUCCGCUUCUGGACCUCCACCUGCCUCUUGUCGUAUUAGAGUCACCGUCAUCUGAAAUGCACCGUUUCAGCCGCUGCCAUCCAUAAAGGAUGUGUUGAAACCUCGGGGCGUAGCAGUGAGACUGCAUCUUUUGCCGUGACACAUCAUUAUCAACGCGAGUGGACAAGUGUCAUACCCCUAAAAGCCCCAGUAGAAGACCAUGUCGGACAAAAGUGACCUAAAAGCAGAGCUGGAGCGCAAGAAGCAGCGCCUCGCCCAGAUCAGGGAGGAGAAAAAGAGAAAAGAAGAGGAGAGGAAGAAGAAAGAGGGAACCAAAAAAGCAGAGAGCCAACAGAAGACGGAGGCGACUUCAGAGGACUCAGACUUGGACCGCAAGCGCCGAGAGACGGAGGCCCUGCUGCAGAGUAUCGGCAUUUCACCCGAGCCUUCUUUAGUGCCAAAUCUUUUAUCCCCGUCGAAAUCAAUGAGCACGCCAAGUGAAACGGAGAGCCAGGAUUCAGCUGAUAGCGGAGCAGCGGGCAGGUACGGCACAAGCUUGUCGGAGGUACAACGCUCAAGGACCUUGCAGUGGGACACAGACCCCUCCGUGUUGCAGCUUGAGUCAGAUUCCGAGCUCGGGCGGAGGAUGCAGAAGCUGGGGGCCUCCAAGAUCACACAAGUUGACUUCCAACCCAAAGAGUUGGUCUUGUACAGCAAGGAGACACAAACGCCGCACACUGCCCAUUUAUCUGAAGUAGAGGAGGAAGAAGAGGAUGAAGAGCUGAUGGAAACGAAGCCAGGGCCUGAGUUAGAGUUGCAGGAUGAAGAUGACAAGGAAAAUAAAGCAGGCUCUUUCCCUGUACUGCGGGAGCUGACGGAGGAGGAGAGGCAGCAAAUACUCCACUCGUCUGAGUUUCAGAAUUUCUUCGACUGCAGCAUCCGGGUGAUGGAGAGAGCCCUGGCGGAAAGCGGCGACAUCUUCUUCGACUAUGGUGGUCGAGCCCUGGAGGAUAAGGAGGGCGACCUGGCUGGAGGUUCCAGUUUGUCCUUCACUCGACUUUUCUAUGACGAUCAUUGGUCAAAGCAUCGCGUUGUCACCUGUCUUGACUGGUCCCCUCAGUAUCCCGAGUUGCUUGUUGCCUCCUACAACAACAACGAAGACGCCCCCCACGAACCAGACGGUGUUGCCCUGGUGUGGAACAUCAAAUUCAAAAAGGCCACGCCGGAAUACAUAUUUCACUGUCAGUCUCCAGUGGUGUCUGUGGGUUUCGCCAAGUUUCACCCCAACCUCGUGGUAGGGGGUACCUACUCGGGGCAGAUUGUCCUGUGGGACAACCGCAGUCACAGACGGACCCCAGUCCAGAGGACUCCCCUGUCGGCUGCUGCACACACUCACCCCGUGUACUGUGUCAACGUGGUCGGCACGCAAAAUGCCAACAACCUGAUCACCGUGUCUACAGACGGAAGGAUGUGCUCUUGGAGUCUGGACAUGCUGUCUCAGCCUCAGGAAAGCAUGGAACUGGUCUACAAUAAAUCCAAACCGGUGGCUGUGACCGGCAUGGCCUUCCCUACAGGAGAUGUGAACAACUAUGUCGUCGGUAGCGAGGAGGGCACGGUGUACACUGCGUCCCGACACGGCAGCAAGGCGGGAAUCUGUGAGAUGUUCGAGGGUCACCAGGGGCCCGUGACAGGGAUCAGCUGUCACAACGCCGUGGGCACUGUGGAUUUUUCCCAUCUUUUCAUCACUUGCUCCUUUGACUGGACAGUCAAACUUUGGAGCACUAAGCAAAACAAGCCUCUGUACUCUUUUGAGGACAACGCCGACUAUGUCUAUGAUGUCAUGUGGUCGCCCGUGCACCCUGCAAUCUUCGCCUCCGUGGAUGGCAUGGGUCGUCUCGACCUGUGGAACCUCAACAACGACACGGAGGUACCAACGGCCAGCGUGACGAUAGAAGGUGCGUCGGCUCUCAACAGAGUGCGCUGGUCAUCCGGAGGGAAGGAAGUGGCUGUGGGUGACUCGGAGGGACGAGUGUGGGUCUACGAUACUGGAGAGCUGUCGGUGGCCCACAGUGACGACUGGACACGCUUCGCCCGUACGCUGAUGGAGAUCCGUGCCAACCAUGAGGACGGCGAGGAGGAAGGACCUAUGGAGCUGGCUUCAUAGAGAGCCACAUCAAACCAAAGCGGAGCCUUGGUGUGCUUAUCUCGGUGUCAACCGUCGCAUGUGCUUCUUCUUAUUCCUGUUUGCGUUGGCUCCCAACCUUCCCGUGCAUUGGACUGCGUUAUGUUUGCUCUUGUAUGUUCCGGUUCUGCUCCCCUGUACAUGCAGGUGGAUCGCGUCGGGUUAUGCGUGGCUAAGAAUUUCUGAAAUGUGGUUCCCAUCUUAGCUUCACGAUGUUGUGUUCUACAAACGCUUUGCACUCGUGUUAAAAAAAAACUCAAGCAAGGGUCUCCAGACUCACUGUUUACAAACGUCAUGUUCACUUCACGUUGGGCUACUUGCAUGCGUAUUCCAGAGACUACGUUUUGUGGGUGUCACAUAUGGGCCUUUUGGCUUGACGUUCGAUCAUGAACUACAAAUGUUUAAUAUACAGCAGUUCAGAACGGUUCUUGCGUUUUGGCUUCCUCAUCGGCUUUUCCAGAAAUGUUGCUCACAAGAAACAUUUGUACACUGAAAACUACUGAAAUAAACGCACAAGUCGGCGUUUCAUGCACAGGAAAACGA
Molecule: messenger RNA, 2770 nt
Organism: Hippocampus zosterae (dwarf seahorse)
Lineage: Eukaryota; Metazoa; Chordata; Actinopteri; Syngnathiformes; Syngnathidae
Gene: dync1i1a
Product: cytoplasmic dynein 1 intermediate chain 1
Exons: 19
Coding region: 266-2209 (647 amino acids)
Biological process (GO): transport along microtubule
Cellular component (GO): cytoplasmic dynein complex
Molecular function (GO): dynein light chain binding; dynein heavy chain binding
Source: RefSeq, a predicted model, not a curated record